Messenger RNA from Metarhizium brunneum ARSEF 3297, 1158 nucleotides. The record is from RefSeq and is a predicted model, not a curated record. NCBI's taxonomy places the organism in Eukaryota, Fungi, Ascomycota, Sordariomycetes, Hypocreales, Clavicipitaceae.
AUGGCUCGAGACUUUCCGGAGUCUGAGGAGGCCGCGUACUGGAGGAGGGUCAACACGGCGGUUCCCUUGACGUUUGCUGCCCUGGCGACGGUUGCGUACGCGCUGAGGGUAUACGCGACCUUGGUGCUGGCGCGGCGGGUGAGGGUGGAGGAUUUCUUCAUGGGCUGCGCCGUGCUCCUCAUGAUUGGGAACACGGCGUCCGUAUUGCUGAAGGCCUUUAACGGCAUCGGCGUCCCGGACAAGGACCUCCCGCAUUACAGACAAGUCAACUUUAAACUAGGCUCCUGGCUCGUCAUCAAGUUCUGGUCGGCGUCGAUGAUAUUCGCCAAGCUCGCCAUCAUCCUGUUCCUCCGUCGAGUCACUGGCGUGAACCGCACGGCUCGCGCCGCGUUGGACACUCUGGCCGUCCUCGUCGUCAUCUGGGGCGCUUCCAACUUCUUCUACACGACGUGGUUCUGCAAGCCUGUCGCGUACUACUGGGACCGCACGAUAGAGGGCGGCUGGUGCGUCGACAAUGACUUGUACAUGAUUGAGAGCAAAAUCAUUGCCAGCACCGCCGUGGCCAUGGACGUUGCCAUGCUGUCGAUCCCGAUUCCGACGAUUUGGCACUUGCAAAUCCGGCUGCGGCAGAAGAUUGCAAUAACCUUUAUCCUCUGCAUUGGUGUUGUUGUAUGCGUGUUUAGUCUCUUGCGAGCUGUGCAAUUUUCACAGUUCGACACAGCAAACCUAUCCAGUGAGACCUACUCCACGCCCCUUGUUCAUCCGGCAACAUCGAGCAUCCUCGAAGGUUUGUGGACCGUCCUAGAAAAUUACUUCACCGUGCUAUGCGGCUGCCUGCCCCAGCUGGGCCCUUUGUUCAGAAGGUCGACGAAAGAAAAAGAAAUGAGCACCGGCCCGGGCAGCGGCUACCUGGGGUCGUACGACGCGUCCAAGAACAUCCGGUCCUGGGGCUUCCAGAAGAUGAGCGCCAUCGAGACGUCUGUUUGCGGUGCACACGAUGCCCCCGUCCAGGCGCGGUACAACAGUUCCAAGGAGCAGCAUAACUCGUCCGAGCUCGAGCUCAAGGGCAUCGAGGUCCAGACGACGAUCAACCAGGAGAUUUCUAUAGGGAUGCGGAGCGACGACGAGUUUCACAUACCCCUGGACGGGCGGCGAUGA